This is a messenger RNA of Anisakis simplex (herring worm), 1422 nucleotides long. NCBI's taxonomy places the organism in Eukaryota, Metazoa, Nematoda, Chromadorea, Rhabditida, Anisakidae. The record is from the annotation of a GenBank genome assembly.
AUGCCAACCAUCAAAAGGUCUGACUUCGUUGCAAACGAACUUCCACGGCUAUACAUGAACAAAUAUCGAGUACGACUGCUGGAGACAUCAACGGUACCGAUAAUUGGUGAAAUGGCACUGUUCAAAGAAAAAGAAUUAAUUGUGAUCGAUCUUCCACCGAACGCAAAACAACAAUCCAAACAGGAGAGCGAAAAUGAGGCGAGUGCUUAUGGAAAUUCGAGUACGAUAACAGAUAGCUCUGAUCAAGCUGGCUCACCACUCAAGUUCAGUUUCAUUACACUCGAAAAACUGCGGCAAAACGAUACGAGAUAUGAUACAGUAAAUUUUGGUGAGUUUGAUUUGAAUGAGACUGCAUUUGAUUGUAAUCCGUUGCGAUCUGUAGACGGUCGUCGACUCGUGAAUAGUUUGACGGUUGAUGAAUGGCCGUUAGAUGCAGAAUCGUUUGGAAAUGUGACCGUGUGGAUCGUGUUGAAUGCAUCGGACGCAAUGAAAACCGCGUUUCUUGGUGUGAAUCGAUCUCACAAUCUUAUUAUUACACAUAACGUUCGUUGUUUUGCGAAAGGCGAUCCAACGCUCGAAAAUUACAUACAGCCAAAGUUCAGAUUCCUUGAUCAGUUUCAGGUAUCGAAUUCGGCGUAUUGUUCAUACGAUCUUAUCCCAGCCGAGGGAAACGCAAAUACGGAUGCGGUCACAAGAAUCACCGCCAACGUUCAACUGUUAGCUAAUUGGCGUUCUAAGAGUGACGACGAUUCAUUGCUGGUGCAACCGCCGUAUUCAGCAUCUGUUUCUUUGAGCGUUAGUGCCGGAUGGUUAGACAAACGAAUGCCCUACAGUGAAUGGUCACAAGAGCUGUGUAUUUUGUUGGCACUGGGGAAUGCGCUCCGAACUGGCACAAUGAAAUGGCAACCGAUCGAUGCGAGUGUGACCACUGAGAAAUUGAAACACUCAUUGAAAGCGCUUCUUGAAGGUGAGAUGCAUUCGAAUAAUAAGAGUACAAUAGCACGUCUGAUGAAGGAUGCUUGUGCAGGAGACUUGAAGCUGCCACGAUUGGAGGGUCUGACCCCGCUGGAGAUUCUUCUUGAGGCUGGACUGGAAUACUUUCAACGAAGCUGUAUUCACCAAUUGAUCGCAAAUGGUAUUCUGCAAGACAAGUUCAUUUUUUUGUUGUUAGGCAAUAAAGCAGUUGAAUUGAUGAUAAGGAUGAAUGAUUUGUAUUUUUUGUUUUUCGAAAAAUGGUUUAGAAUUUUAGGAUUUGUGGUGAGUGCAAAUGAAUUAGAAACACUGUAUAGGAUCAGUGCGAAUCUAUCGAGUGAGGAUCGUGUCGACCGAGUGUUCAUUCUAUUCCAAGCACUCGUUGUGAUGUGCUGCUGUAAGCAAUAUCUUAAUCUGCAUCAUCAACAGAGAAACCUUCUGGCCAGGUAG